AUAUUUCAGCAAGUAUGCCGAACACGAGCAUCUAAACGAGUUCACCACAUCGCUAAUCUGACCACAGCUCUGACAGUUCUGCGACGGAGAGGUCUUGAAUUGGUGAACAAUAAUGCUAGUGACAUCGCUGAUGGCAACCCUCGUAUUGUCUUGGGGCUCAUAUGGCAAAUCAUUCUUCACUUUCAGAUUGAAAGCAAUAUGGCCUUGCUACGAGAGUGGGGCUGGGGCUCCACGAGUGUGCAAUAUUCGCGAGAAUCCACUCCUGUACGGUCCUCAUCGCCGAUGAAGAGUCGGCUAACUUCAUUCCUUUCUUCGGGUCCAUCAACCUCCACUGAAAGUCCGAAAGUUUCUGUGAAACAAAUGAAAGGUUCAGUCGAACAGGUUAUGCUGAGAUGGAUCAACUCAGAAAUUGCUCAGAACUUAAACAUGCAUGUUGAAAACAUGGAUCGUGAUUGGAAAGAUGGUGUUCUUUUCAAUGCAUUAGUACAUAGAUGGAAACCAGAAGUGGUAGAUAUGGAAAAAGUGCGGGCGACUGAACCGCGUGAAAAUCUGGAAAACGCCUUCGAGCUGGCACACAAACAUUUGGGUAUCAAUAAGCUAUUGGAGAUCGAUGACGUGUUGUGUGCGAAGCCAGAUAAGCGCUCCAUCAUCACGUAUGUGUCGCAGUUUGUCCGCACAUAUGGUAGGCCAGCUCCUGUCGAGGAACCCAAUCUACAUACAGAGUUUCUGGAGUGGCUUGCCUUCACAAGCAAAUUGGAUCUCAAAAAUAAUGAACAAGGGAUGUAUUUCCGUGUGCGCCGAGAGUUCAUUGAAUAUCGCAGCCUGUACAACACUAUAAUGGCAACAAAACUGAAUUACACUAUUGAGGAAUUAGCCUUAAUCCAAGAAAGAUGGGAAACCAUACGGAACAACCUCGAAGCGACUGCAGUGAACGCAGAAAAGCGACUGCCAAAACCUUAUUCGUCACUUUCCGUUUGGACAGCAACCGGUCAAUCACUCAUUAACGCUCCACUGAACUUGCCAGUGGAGAAUCCACAAAAAUGUCUAGUUAUAUUACAAAAAAUGAUCUCAGAACAUAACCGUCACUUUAUCGACAUGGCUGCUAAGAUGGAGGAACUGAAUACUGCCGUAAAUUCCGGAGGCCUGGGCGGUCGUCCAGUUGCUGCGGAAUAUGUGGAACCGUUGCGAGUCCGAAUGGCAACGUUAGCCGAUGAGGCCCCGCUAAAGCUGGCCACUCUAAAAAUACUAUACGCGCACUACACAGUUCUCGCAUAUCUUUAUGAAUUGGAGAGUAAGAUGAGGUUGUGGAGCUCUGCUGAAAGUCUUCAACUUUUGAAUCGAUGGAUCAUGGAAUAUACUCAUACGGAGAAAGAAAACCCCCGAUUGAAAACCUCUCGCUAUAUAGAAGAUCUCAAACAGAUGCACAAAACUGGAUGGCGACAGCAUGGUGAGAUCUUGUAG
Messenger RNA from Haemonchus placei, 1461 nucleotides. The record is from the annotation of a GenBank genome assembly. NCBI's taxonomy places the organism in Eukaryota, Metazoa, Nematoda, Chromadorea, Rhabditida, Trichostrongylidae.